Molecule: messenger RNA, 10598 nt
Organism: Caenorhabditis sp. 36 PRJEB53466
Lineage: Eukaryota; Metazoa; Nematoda; Chromadorea; Rhabditida; Rhabditidae
Source: the annotation of a GenBank genome assembly
AUGAAUUGGUUGCAGAUCGAGAAGACCGCUCUAAACACGGUGCUCACGAUCAACGGCAUCGACUCGCAGGAUCAGGGAGAGUUCGCGCUCAAGAUCAAGAAUCGGUGCGGCGAGGACAAGUACGCCAUCGGUAUUCAGGUACGUAACUCUUAUUCGAAUCGAGGCACACUAGAAUGUGUGUGAAAUAGAGAGAAAGAGAUAUCGAGGAUUUGGCCAAUAUUUGAAAUGCGAUAUUGGUAACACAACCACUACCACCACUAAUUAUGCACCACUUUUCCGUCAAGAGCAUCUUUCAUUGCGCAUUCCAACAUGUUCCAUAAUAAAUUCUGAUAAUUUAUACACUCACCAUUCCCCGCCGGCGCCCACCAUCGUGUUGUUACCCUGAAAAUGGUAAUCUUUAUUUAGUGUUGAAAAGUGCUGACUUUGAGUGUCUACGCUUCCGUUAGAUGAUGUUCUUUGGUGCUUGAAAACUUUUUGACAAAUGUUCACUGUACUUCACAAAUUGACCCCUGUCUGUACAACCACUGUCAAUUGAUUUGUAACGCAUGGAAGUGAUGUCAUGAAAGUUUAGGAUGACAUAACUUCCAAGAGGUACAGUAGCCAUGGGAGUGGUUGUACAAAGCAGUCGUCAACUAAGAAAUCAAUGCUGUAGGUUUGAAGAUUUAGAAAAACAAUUUUCCGAAUCAUUGGAUGACACGCUCUUUUUCCCAGAAUCGCUAUUUUUCCCAGAGUCCCACUGAUCAUCAUAUUUCCUGGUUUUCUAGACCCCCCCCCUUUCUCCAGUUGAUUUCUAUGUACAAAACGCCGAAACCAUGUUGACACAACACGUAGUAAUCACCACUAAUCACGCGGUGUUUUCUAUUGACUCUUCCACUUUUAUCACUUCUUCCAAUGACUUUCCAAUCAUCACUUACCGUCGGAAUCACCAUUGAUCACGGCGGGACCAGAUUGAACUGGCUGGAAGAAGAAGUGGGACGUAAAAGUUUGAGUUGAGAGUCUGAAAAACUGAAAAUAAAGUGGUGCUGGUGGUGGUGGUGGUGGCGAAGUGGAAGGAAGGAAAGCCACAAAAAAUGAGGGGUCCUCAGAGAAAGUUUGUUAUCGGCUCCACCCUUUCUCGAGAGAGGAAAAGAUGAAGAAGAAGAGGGAGAAUGGGGGACGAGGGACGGAGUAAAUUCGAUGGGGGGCGAUUGGAAGUAAGCCAAUUCCGAAUACUUUGUGCAAAUUGGCGAGUGGCCCAAAAAAACCAGCUCCUCCCUUCCUCACUCUCUCUCUCUCUCUCUCUCUUUCAUAUUCUCACUCUCGAAACGUGCCGAAUUUCUCAAUUCCAUCGCAAACUUCAUUUGUUGGUAUUGUGAGAAGAACGAGGCAGAAAAAAGCGAGAGCGAGAGAAGCUCUGAGAGAAAUUUGUUCUGUUUGUAGGUGACCGACCGUCCGGCUCCACCUGGAAAACCUGCCGUCGAGGACCAGAACCUCGACUCGGUGCGGCUGAGAUGGGCGGCUCCGACCAACGACGGAGGAUCGCCUGUCAGGAAUUACACUGUCGAAAUAUGCUCGGUAAGUGCGGCUCUCAAAGAAAGUCGUUUCCCUUUCCGUCUCCAUUAGGUCUCCCCGAGCAACGCACAUUUUAUUGCAGGAAAAGACGAAGACGUGGACGAAGGCCGAAGUCACAAAGCAGGCGUUCAUCACUCUCUUCAAUUUGACUCCCGGCGAGAGCUACACGUUCCGCGUGCGCGCCGACAACACAUUCGGACUGUCGGAACCGUCCGAGGAAUCGGAUCCAGUGUUCGUGAAGGAUGUGAGUCGAGUUGUAGAAGAACCGAAGAAGAAGGAAGUGAAAAUGAAGGAGCAAGAAUCUGUGGACUACGAGAAAGCGACAAAAGAGGCGGGACCGUCCGAGUACAAGACUAUCGAUAUUCACAGACUGCCGAACGAUCUUCAAGCCAAAUAUAUCAUCCACGAGGAGCUCGGAAAGGGAGCCUACGGUACCGUGUACCGAGCAACCGAAAAAGCCACCGGAAAGACGUGGGCCGCCAAAAUGGUCCAGGUGAGGCCGGGAGUGAAGAAGGAGAAUGUGAUCCACGAGAUCGCAAUGAUGAAUCAGCUGCACCACGAGAAAUUGUUGAAUCUUCACGAGGCAUUCGACAUGGGAAAUGAGAUGUGGCUCAUUGAGGAGUUCGUCUCGGGCGGAGAACUGUUCGAGAAGAUUCUGGAGGACGAUUCUCUGAUGAGUGAGGAAGAAGUGAGGGACUACAUGCAUCAGAUUCUCAUGGGCGUCUCCCACAUGCACAAGAAUCAGAUUGUGCACUUGGACUUGAAACCAGAGAACAUCCUGCUCAAGUCGAAGAACUCCACAGACCUCAAGAUCAUUGACUUUGGCCUUGCUCGCAAGCUCGACCCGAAGAAGAGCGUCAAAUUGCUCUUUGGAACGCCAGAGUUCUGCGCGCCAGAAGUGGUGAACUAUCAGCCAGUGGGUCUCUCCACAGACAUGUGGACCGUCGGAGUCAUCUCGUACGUCCUGCUCUCCGGUCUCUCGCCAUUCCUUGGGGACAGCGACGAGGACACGCUGGCGAAUGUGUCCGCAGCUGAUUGGGACUUUGACGACCCGAGCUGGGAUGAUGUGUCCGAUCUGGCGAAAGAUUUCAUUUGCCGUUUGAUGAUCAAGGAUAAGAGGAAGAGAAUGUCGGUGGAAGAUGCACUCAAACAUCCAUGGAUUACGGUAAGACACUGUGUUGUUUGGUCUGUUCUUUAUGUCAUCAUGUUCGUGUUCAGGGUCCGUUAUUGUCCGCGUUCAAUGAUUUGUCCGAAUAUGUCAAGGUACUAACAUUGAUUCUGUCGAAUUAAAAUCUGAAAUUUAUAUUGUCGUUUUCAGAAGAUGCAACCAAAGCCGGACAAGAGCGGAGUGCCAGCCAGACAAAAGAGAAACUUCCUUUCCCUCAAGAGAUGGUCCGACGAUCUUUUGCCGAUCGGACGUCUUGCCAAGAGAGGAGCCAUCUUCCGAAGGCUCACAAUGGACGGAGUGUUCGAGAGAAACAUCGCCUUCGGUGAGUAGAUCCCGAUAUGUGCCCAAUAUUCUCACCAUUUCUAUUCAGACACCGACACCGCCCCGAGCGUCAAGAAGCAGCUCGAGGACAUUGUCGCCAACGUCGGAGACCUCAUCGCCACUCUUUCUUGCGACCUCGAUGGCCAUCCGAUUCCAAAGGUUCAGUGGUUCAAGGACGAUAAGGAGCUCACAGUUCCAUCCAUGAAGUACGAUUCGUUCUACAACGAAGGACUCGCCGAGCUCACCGUCAAGAACAUUGUCGAAUCGGACGCCGGAAAGUACACCUGCCGAGCCACCAAUGACUUGGGAAGCAUCAUGACGCACGCUAAAUUGUCUGUGAAAACUGACGACAAAAAGAAGAAAAAGGCCGAAACUUCGCCCGCUGUAAUUGAGAAGAAGAAGGACAGGAAGACGUCGAAGGUCGUUGUCAUUGAGGAGAUGCUCGAUAUGCCACCCAACUUCCAUCACUUGCUCCAAGACGACGAGGCUAAGAUCGGAGAGCCCAAGGUGCUUGUGGUUACCAAUACCACACUGCCAGAACCGACAGUCGACUGGUAUCACGACGGAGAGCACAUCACCGUCGCUGACAGCAACUACCUCCAGAAGCAUGACAAGGGACGUUACGAGCUUCACAUUUUGAGUGUGGACGCGACGGACGAAGGAGUAUGGAAGGCCGUCGGAAAGAAUGCGUACGGAGAGUGCGAAUCUGAAGGGAAGCUCUCUGUCGUGGUGCCGGACGGACAGUUUGCUCCGUCUUUCGGAAAACAACUCAGCGACGUCAAGUGCCAAGAAUCCGACAUUCUGAAGCUGGAGGUCAACAUCCAAGCAAACCCAGCGCCUGAGAUCAACUGGUUCCGAAAUGAAGUGGAAAUUGAGCAUUCGCAACGGCAUCGCCUUCAAUUCGACGACGGAGCCGGCAACUACGCGCUCACUAUAAUUGACGCCUACGCAGAAGAUAGUGGAGAGUACAAGUGUCUGGCGAAGAACAAAAUCGGAAAGGCGCACACAGUCUGCUGCGUGAGAAUCGAGGAGUUGCUCGCUAAGAGAAGCAAGAAGAUUGAUGGCUCGAAAGCUCCGAGGUUCAGAAUGCAGCUGCCGACCCCGAGAGAAGUUCCACAAGGAUCUGAUCUCACUCUCGUCUGCUCCGUGUCUGGUACUCCUCAUCCGAACAUCAGAUGGAUGAAGGACGACCAGCCAAUCGACAUGAGCAACAAGCAGGUCCGCCAUGAAAACGGUGUCUGCACGUUGCACAUCAUUGGCGCCAGGGAUGAAGAUCAAGGCCGAUACGUCUGCGAAGCUGAGAACAUCCAUGGAGUCGCUCAGAGCUUCUCGGUUGUUGAAAUCAAGGAAGCUGUCGACAAAGAUCAUGUCAAGCCGAAGUUCUUGGAGCCGCUGGUCAACUGCUCCACUUGCGAAGGAAAUGAGAUUGUGCUCGAAUGCUGCGUCACCGGAAAGCCCAUUCCUACGAUCACCUGGUACAAGGAUGGCUUGAAGCUGAUCAUCGAGAACCGGAUGCUGCAGUACACCGAUCGCAAGGGUGUCUCUAGGCUGAACAUCAUGAACGUGGUGAUGGAUGAUCUGGGAGAGUACACUUGCGAGGCUGUCAACAGUCUUGGCAAGGAUUUCACUCACUGCACUGUCAAGGUGGUCGACAUGGGAUUGGCCAAGACUAGACUGACUCCAGUGAGAAGCCGGAGCAGAAGCCGAAGCAGAUCUCCGUCGGUGCUCGGAGGAGAUAUCCAGAGGCCGCCGGUCGUGACGAGACCACUGGCAGAUGCGACAGUCACCGAGGGCAACCGAGAACUUCUUGAAGUCGAAGUGGACGGUCUCCCAACGCCGACAAUUGAAUGGUACCACGAUGGGAAGCUGGUCGCCGAGAGCAGAACUCUGAGAACUUACUUUGAUGGACGCGUCGCUUUCCUCAAGAUCUACGAAGCGCACGACGAGCACAAUGGCCAGUAUGUGUGCAAAGUGAGCAACAAAUUGGGAGCGGUGGAGACGAGAGCGUGUGUGAUUGUCGAGAAGCCGGACGCCGCCGACCACGUCACACAGAUGCCGACGUUUGUCAAAAAGUUGCAAGAUGUUGUUUUGAGGCAGGCUGGCGAGACGGCCACGUUCACGUGUCAGUCAUACGCUAAUCCAGCCGCCCAAGUCGUUUGGCUGCACAACGGAAAGGCGCUCCAACAGCAGAGUAAUUACAAAUCACGGCUGUUCGACGACAACACGGCGACACUGGUCAUCGAGAACGUCACCGACGAGGUGUGCGGCACUUACACGGCCGUCGCCACCAACCAGUUCGGAGAUGUGCACACUUCCGCGCAACUCACGAUCACUGGCUCCGAGGCGAAGACGGUGGUGCCCUCAUUGCCGUACUUUAUCAUUGAGCCAAAGCCGAAAAUCAAUGUGCCUGAAGGCGCGACGCUCUCAAUUCAAGCCGACCUGAAUGGCUCACCUACGCCGGAAGUGGUUUGGUUGAAGGAUAAUAGCGAGUUGGUGGAGAGCGAACGCAUUCAGAUGAAGUGCGACGGCGUCAACUAUCAACUGGUGGUGCGAGACGUCGGACUCGAGGACGAGGGAACUUAUACGAUCACUGCGGAGAACGCAAAAGGAAAAGUGCGUCAGAACACUGAAGUGUCGGUUAUCAAGGCCAAGGAGCAAAAGGAGCCGAAGGAUAAGGAGAAGGUGGAGAAGAAGGAUGAGGACAAGAAAAAGCCAGGACGACCGGGACUUCCGAGACCUUCUGGAGCUCCGAAGACUGACCGAGUCACCAUUGCAUGGGAUACCCCGCCAGCGUCUGAAGGCCCCGUCGACAGCUAUGAAGUCGAAAGGAGAUGUCCGGAUCAGAGAACUUGGACGUCUUGCGGAUCUACGAAGAACUUGGAGCUCGAGGUCACUGGCCUGACUCCAAAUGCCGAGUACAUCUUCAGAGUGGCCAGCAAGAACAAGAAAGGACUCAGUGAUUGGGCGGUGAUGAAAGAGACCCUAAAAACCGCUCCCAUCGGCCAGGCGCCGCAAUUCACGCUUCUUCCCCAGCCGAAGAUCGUUGCCAACAAGGACGAUGAGGUCGAUAUCAGCGUGGAAUUCAUCGGAUCUCCUGAACCAACUGUCAAGUGGUACAAAGCGAAUCUUCAAGUCGUCCCCGACGAGAAAAUAAGCAUUACUACCACUGCCACGUCAUCAUCUCUCAAUUUGAAGUCUCAUGAAGAAGAUGGCACUUACACCUGCCUUAUUGAAAACAAACAAGGACAGGCUUCCGCGUCAUGCCACGUCACCAUCUUCAACCGCGCCGCAUCACUUCACACCACUCCGGACCACUCUUUGGAGAGAAACGUUUUGCCAGUCGUGCAGAAAACGAUGAACAACGAGAGUGCUCAGGCUGGACAGCAAAUCGCAUUGACCUGCCGAAUAAGUUCGCGAUCGGAGAGCACAGUUUCCUGGUUCAAGGACGACGAACGAAUCGAAUCCACUGGAAGAUACGAACUUUCGAGCGAUAAGAAGUCCAAUCACAGGCUUGUUUGUCACGCGGUUCAAGCUCAAGACUCUGGAAAGUACCGAUGUGUGGUGACAAACAAGUACGGAUUCGCUGAGAGUGAAUGCCUUGUCACCGUGGAAGAUGUCACUAAAUUCGUGCCUCCGUCCUUCGCUUCAACCCUUUCCGAUUCGACCGCCAUUCUGGGCCACAAUCUGUCUCUGGAGUGCAAGGUUGAAGGGUUCCCAGCUCCCGAAAUCAGUUGGACAAAGGAUGGAGAACGAGUUUCCACGACCAGGAGAGUUCGACAAGUUCUUGAGGACGAUGGAACUUGCCGACUGUCAAUUGCCAAAUGCGAAUCGGAUGACACGGGAGUCUACGUGUGCUCCGCGACCAGUGUCGCCGGAGUCGACUCAACCUCCAGCAUGGUCAUGAUUGCCAAGACCACCGGCACCGACUCUCAUCUUGUCAUCGCUCAAGCACUCGAUGACAAGGAAGAGAAGCCUCGAUUCGUCCGAGCACCCCCGUCGCUCAUCGAGGUUAGCGAAAGCGGUCAGUUCACGCUGGUCGCUAAAGCCAUCGGAGAACCGAAACCAGUCGUGACGUGGCUCAAAGACGGACGCGAAAUUCUGCGCACCAACCGCAUCUACCGUCACUUUGUCACCGGAGACGGCGAAAGUCACCUGCUCGCCGAGUGCGUCGUCUCCAAAACUUCCGGAAUCUUCAGCUGCAAAGCGACGAAUCCGAGCGGCACCGUCAUCGCCGAAACACAGGUCAUCGUACAGCGAAUGAAACCGGCCAGUGAGCACGCGAACGUUGCUCCCAAGUUCACCAUUCCACUCACCGACAUGGGAAUCGUCAACGGACACCCGACCACACUGAGCUGCAAUGUGACCGGGUCUCCCGAGCCGACACUCGAGUGGAUCUAUACUGAUGAUUCUGGAAACAAAACCAACCUGACGAGCUCGACGACCAGCUGGACUGAAUGUCGGUUUGGCAAGGUCGCUGAGCUCAAAUCCGAGCGAGUGAUGCGAGAGCAACGUGGCACUUACCAGUGCGUGGCCACCAAUCCAUCAGGCCAGGCCACCACUCAAUGUUAUCUUCUGGUCGGAGAGCUCUCCGAUGAGCCCGCCGGCCCGCCACGCUUUGUGAAGUGUCUUCAGGACACGUGGACCCCGCUCAAAGAGACCGUAGAGUUCACCGUCGAACUCGCCGGAUUCCCCACGCCAGACUUGACCUGGUAUCACAACGAGAAGAAAGUCAUCGAGGGAAAGGAUGUCAAGAUCGCCUUCCCAUCGGACACGACAAGUGUCCUCACCAUCGAGAACGUUUCACUGGCGAGUCUCGGAAUGUACUACGUCGAGGCGUCCAACAUCCACGGUGUGCUGCGAACCGCCGGAAGGUUGAAUGUCUCCGACGAGCGAAGGAAAGCCGAGCCGCCACAAUUCAAGCACGUUCUCGAGCCAGUGCUCGCCGUCCAACCGAAAGUCGCUUUCUCUGAAGAACACCCGAGAGCCACGUCUUCUGCGGCCACUGCAAGAGUCAAAAAGGGAGCUGCGCCCAUGUUUUUGCAGGGUCUCGAAGAUAUGGAUCUGAAAGCGGGAGCGUCUGCCGCCGUUGCCGGGAAGCUCGGGAGGAAGCUGCGACCUCACCGGAGCACAACCAACGACGCGGAGAAGCUUGCGAAGGCGCUGUCGAUGAGUCUGCAACUCGAGGAGCCGCGGAUGUCAGCUGAUAGUCGGCCGGAAAGUGCCGCGAACACCGCUUUGGACGAGGUCCGUGCUGCGAUUAGCACCCGGAAUAAGCGAGUCUGCCGGCCCAAGUUCAUGGUGAAGCCGAAGCCGAAGAAGAUUCUCGAGGAGUACAAGUCGUUGCGGCUGAAGACGGCUAUCAGUGGCAAUCCGAUGCCGCAAGUGCACUGGGAUAAGGAAGGUAUCAUUUUGGAGACUGGCAACAAAUAUUCUAUCUACAACGACGGGGACUUUUACUAUCUGGAGGUAUGUUCAGACCGAUCGGGCAAGCGCAGCUAAAGGUAGUUUUUCAGGUCCAUCACGUUUCGACUUUUGACAAAGGAUUCUACAAUUGUACUGCUGCAAACAAUGAAGGAAUCGUCACUUGUACAUCUGAGGUAGCCUUUGUAUCACUAUCAAACAACUUUUAGCGCAAUAUUUAUACAGAUCGAUGUGCUGCCCAACAAAGAAGAUUCUGCUGCUCAGGUAGCCAAACGGAAAAGUCGUAAGGAGGCGAAAGCCCCCAACUUCAUCGAAGUGUUGCCUGGUAAAUCUCAGGUAUGUUACACUAUCCUAGCCCUACUUUAUACACAAAACGUUCUAGGCGAACCUGAACGAGUCUCUGUGCGUGGAAUGCUCUGUCAGCGCAUAUCCGUGCGCCUCAAUUCAAUGGACUCGCAACUCGGUUACACUUCUGCCACAAGCUGACCGGUAACCUUAAUUCUACCAUCCAAACUCAAUCAGAAUCACUUUUGUUUUUCAGAUACACCAUGUCGUAUGAUGGUGAAUGCGCCACCCUGAAAUUCUUGUCGGUGGCGCCUGGCGACGAAGGGACCUACUCUUGCGAGGCGGUCAACGAACACGGAAAAGCACAAUCGACGGUACUUAACUAAUGAAGUUUCACAUUUGAAAACUGUAGCGUGGUUCAGAUGAACUUGAUAAUUAGUGGAAUGGAUCCUAAUGCUGCUCAAGGAACGACUCCACUCUUCAAGUUCGAAAAGAUCAAGUCUGUGCGGAAGGUGGUCGACGGAAGUCGUGUCGAGCUCGCUGCUGAGCUCGUCCAGGCCUCCGAACCCCUUCAAAUCCGUUGGCUCCGCAAUAAAGUCACCAUUGUGGACUCUCCUUCGUUCAGCUAUUCAAGAUCUGAAAAGAUGGUGAGGAGUUCGGUGUUCAUGGAAUUCUUUAAACGUUUCUUCUUCCCAGGUAUUCCUCACCAUCGCCGACGUCUUCCCGGAAGACGGUGGCGAGUACACAGUGGAAGCCAAAAACCAAUUUGGUAUUGCGCGUUGCACAAUGCUUCUUGAUGUCAGAAGUGAGUGAAGUUUCGCAGAAAUCGCAGAACUCAUAUUUUCUUCUCCAGACAACGAACGAUCGGUAGCCGACGAGGCGCCGCGAGUGUUCGACUGCGAGCCGACGACGAGAGCCGACCCGGGCGCCAAUGUGGAGCUGCGAGCCAAAGUGAUCGGGCACCCGGAUCCGGUGAUUACGUGGUCGAAGGCCACUCAGAAAUUGAGCAACGAAGAACGAUACAUGGUUGGUGACCUGAAUGUUUUGACAGACCGUUGACGACAUUUUUCAGAUGAGAAACGAGGGCGACACUUUCAUCCUACGAAUCGGCAACGUGACUCGUGCCGACGCCGGAAAGUACACGUUGACGGCGAUCAACGCAUCCGGACAAGCCAACGCCGAGUUGGAAUUGAGGGUUGUUCAAUCCACCAAGUAACUAUUAUGAACUUAUUUGAACUUAUCAUUAUGUAUCGAUAUUCAGGACCGUCGGGGAGAAACCCAAAUUCAAUGAGUCACCGGUUUCCGUGCAAACGUGCGAGAAGAACAGGUAAGGAAGACUUUUUAGUUGCCCACUAAAUGCUUUUUUUUUGUUUUAAGAGCAGAGCUGCGAGCUUCGUUCUCUGGCACACCCGUCCCGACGUGUCGGUGGUUUUACAAUGGCGGCGAAUUGAUUGACGGUAAGCCGCAUACAUAUGUCCCCUAGACCUUCCGAUUCCACAGGUCUCGACGGCUUCACGAUCACCAGCACCGAGACCGCUUCGUCGCUCGCAAUCACUUCUGUCGAAAAGAAGCACUACGGAGAGUAUCUGUGCGCGAUUCGCAACCAAAACGGAGAAGAGUUGGCGAACGCAAUGAUUCUGUCAGAAGGUUAGUCAUCUGAAUGUUGGUCAGUCCGUAGUAUAUGUUGUGUCCGUUCCAGUGUUGUUCUCCGUCUACUCGUCCAUUUUCUCGUCGUGUGUGUUUGUCCAUGCUCAUAUCGUAUGUUUAUUUGGAAGACACUGGAAAUCACAAACCGCCCGUGUUUGCAGGCUCGUCUGCUGCACUUCCUCAACGAAGAACGACGCGUCGAUAG